UCUCGGCCUAUCUACAGCUUUCGUCUUUCGUCUUUCAGCACCAGCAUCAUGGAAAGAAGAGCCGCGUGACCAACACGUGCACUACCGUGGCCUAUUGCCCUUUGAUUGUGUGCCGCGCCCAGAAGCAGGAGAAGAAGACGAAGAAUAUUCCACCCAGACGCCAUUGUUUCAAUAUUUCCUGUUUCUUUGCCUACAGUACGCAGAGCCAUAGGAGUGAACCAGUGUCAUGUCGGACGGCGGCGACGAAAGCGAGGAGUUGGUGUUCGUGGCUCUGCCCGAGAAAGAGUACUUUGUUGUCGAUCGCACUUUCUUGUUCAUAUGCAUCUGCAUCGCCGUCAGCUACAAUACCUUCGUGGCCUUCCCUCUUCUGCUGCUCAAGCACGGUGGAGUGUGCUUCCUGGUUCCUUACACAAUACUGUUGGCUGUAAUCGGCGUACCCAUGGCUGCCCUUGAGUGCAUUUUGGGACAAUUCCUCGGCAAAGGAGCUCUCGAGAUGUGGACCUGCGUACCAGUAGGCAAGGGAGUUGGCAUGGCGAUGUUGCUGAAGAACUUCGUGAUAUCGACGUACAGGGUUAUGAAGGACAGCUACACCUUCUACUACUUCCUGCAGGCCUUCCAGACGGAACUUCCUUGGGCUAGCUGUUACACUUGGUGGGGAGCGAACGUACUCAACUGCGUCCUAAGGAACAAGACCAAGAGCAAGCAUUGCUACUCCGAAUAUGUACGGCUCUACAUUGCAAACGUCGACAAAGGGCUUGGCGGGUCGAGGAAUUCUACAACGGUUGAUGUGUGCGGCAAAAAGAUUAGGAUACCGUAUGCCAUUUACCUGAAUGGCACAUCGGAGGCCUGCCAGGACCAGCGACCCAUCAGCGAGAUGUCCUUCUACAUAAACGGAGUUCUGAAAGUGUCCAAUGGUGUCGAUGACUUCGGAGGCAUCCGCUGGGAGCUCAUGGUCUGUUACAUCUUCUCCUGGUUCUUCGUCUUCGUCUGCACGUCCAAAGGAGUCGCCACAUUCGGAAAGAUGGCGCCUUUGAUGGCCAUAAUUCCCUUCAUCACCCUCAUCGCCCUCGCUGUGAAGAUGAUGCUUCUGCCGAAUGGUCGUAGCGCCUUCUUCGCUGCUAUGGCUCCAGGCUGGAGUCACAUCGUUAGCCUCAGUGCCUGGUCAGAUGCCGCCUAUUACAUCACCAGUGCGCUGGAAAUCGGAAGUGGCAAACUACACGCAUUUUCAUCUUACAACAACUUCGAAUCCACAGGGCUCUACUGGGCGUUUAUCGUUUUGCCGCUCUUCGUAACCGUGGCCAGUAUUAUCGGUAGCAUCAUCACGCUCAGCGGUAGCGGGAGUCUCGCAGAGUCUAUGGGAAUGUGCGUCAGCGACCUGGGUGUAUCCUCGUACGUGUUUCCCUUCGUCACCUUUCCUGAGUUAACACGGAACAUGUCAUCGCCAUCUUUAUGGACGGGGCUCUUUUAUUUCACAUUCUACAUGAUUUCCAUCGAUGAAAUGAUGAGCAACGUGGCCAUGGUGAUGACGAGUGCCGAGGAUCUUUUUCCCAACCUGCGCCUGCACCUCAACCGGACUGCGUUUUUCAUCUGCAUGGCUAUGUUCAUCUCUGGAAUUCCCACAGCAACCCAGGCCGGACCAUACAUAAUAUCUCUCCUCGAGGACAAUGCAGUGGGAGGAAUAAUGUCCCAAUUUAUACCCAUGCUUGAAGUAGCUAUCUUUAUGUGGCUUUACGGAAUUAGCAGAUGGUCUUUCGACAUCGAAUUCAUGUUAAAGAGGCCGCCCAAUCUUUACUUCAAGACCUGCUGGACGGUAUUCUGUCCAAUACUCUUGGCCGUAUUCUAUUUCUACCGUCUGUCGCACUUCCAAUCACCCCGCUAUAUGCGCUACCUGUUUCCAGCUGAAUACGAAGCGUUGGCUUGGAUAAUCGGAAGCACUGCGCUACUGCAAGUGCCAAUUGGAGCCACCGCAUGCAUCUUAGAUAACAUCGGGUAUCCUGGGCGUGCCUUUCAACCGGAGUAUCACUGGGAACCAAAUGUUCCCGGCCAGGACUACUUUGAGGAGUUAGAAGAACAGGGCGUCGGAGAAGAGUCUAGCGCCGCUGUAGUACAAGAUGUCCUUUGCAACGACACCUCAGUCCUUGAGAUCACUGUCGAUCCAGAUGCUCCUCUCGUCUUCAGUCCCGAUAUCUGAUUCGCUUCCUCACCACCGUGCUUUGAUGAAAUAACCUUGAAGACAACCUAAUAAUUGUUUACAAAUAUAAGAGUUUUGAAAGCUAAGGGAAAGCUGAAGGGAAAUCAUUUUAUGUGAACCAAGAGGCAAAUUAGUAGGGAUGUGCCAACCGAAUCCGCGAAUCCACGAAUCCAAGGCAGGGAUUCGCCCAAAACGGCGAAUGAAAUCUUUCGAAUGCACCAACCACGUUUGUUUGUUUCUUUUUCAAAUUGGCGCCUCCGAAGUCCGCCGAAAGCCUCAUUGACCGACGGGUGUUUUCUGGUUGCUUUGUUUACACUGCUCUGGACUGAAAGAGUUCAGGCUGGAACUGUUACAUUACAAGUUUAAAAGUAACCUGGUUUUGCUUUUAAUUGUUUUUGUAGUUUUUAAUUAUGGAAAAUAUGGAAAUAUAUAUUUCUUGUA
Molecule: messenger RNA, 2632 nt
Organism: Ornithodoros turicata
Lineage: Eukaryota; Metazoa; Arthropoda; Arachnida; Ixodida; Argasidae
Product: sodium-dependent dopamine transporter-like
Exons: 14
Coding region: 227-2191 (654 amino acids)
Biological process (GO): sodium ion transmembrane transport
Cellular component (GO): plasma membrane
Molecular function (GO): L-amino acid transmembrane transporter activity
Source: RefSeq, a predicted model, not a curated record